AUGAGUUCCGUGUCUUUAGAUGAAUUGACAGAAUUUAUUGACAACUUAUUGCGUUUACCAUCUGCGGCUGGAAUUGAUGAAUAUUUGAAUAAUUUUUUAAACAGCUUUUCCAAUGAUACAAUUUUUGUUAUAAAAUACCCAACAGAAUAUGACAUAACGAACGACUUGAAUUCUAUAGCUUCUUUAGAUGAGGUGAGAACCAUAAUAAUUAUUGUUAAAUUGGCAGGAAAAUUGAGUUCAACGAAUAAUUUGAACGUAAUAAACAUCCCAACAGUUCAUGGCGGGGAAUCAUCUUCUAAUGAGUUACUAGAAAACAUAAGAUCCAUAAUAAACUUUGGUAUUUCACCAUAUUUUAAUUUAGUUUCUAACAAGGAUAAUACUAAUUUAAUCAAUAAUGCCAAAAACAAAUUCAGUGAAUUAUCUUUAUCCUUACAGCAUUUACAACAAAAAAUCCAAAUUCCAGAUUUACUUAUUUCGUGCCAUCCAAAAGUUUCACAGUUGAUUGAAGGUGAACAAAUUCAAUCCAUUACAAGUUUGAAUCACACUCCCACGGAUGGCGAUUCAAUAAUAGAUGAAAUCCAAUUUUGGAAGUCAAUGGAACUAGCUUUAAUAUCUUUAGAUAGACAGAUAUCUUCUUCGGAAAUAAAAACAUCAAUUGAACUAUUGAAUAAAUGCAAGAGGUUUCAUAUAACUUUGACCUUUCAGAACAAUAUUGGAUUGAAUGAUAAAUUAUUACAAACCAAGUUAUACAAUUCUUUGUUAAAGGAUUUACCUAUUGAUGACUUGCUUUUAUCUACUAAUGAAAAAUUCAGCUUACAAUACUUCGAGGAAAUUAUUAAUAGUAUCUUCGGCCAUUUCAAAAAAUUGAAAAAUUUAAGUUCGUUCUCAUUGACUAGAGCUAUUCAACUAAUCGAAGUUAUACUUAAUGACAUAAGUAAUAAAUUAGCGCUGAUAUUAAUUGAUUAUAACUUAAUGACCAUUCCAUUGCAAGAAUUUCUCAGCAUUUACAACGAUUUAAUUUUGAAGAUUUUCAACAUAAUUGAUAAUAAUAUUAAGUUUAUAAUUAACCUAUUCAGAGAGUUAUUAAGAAAGAGACAGGAAAAGUUUUUCAUCAUUAAGAUUACUCAACUUCAGUUUGACAAUUUGAAAAACCGUACCAAAAUAUGGUAUGACUUUCGUUUAAAACAUAAUGAUUUAUUAAUAAUGUUGAAUACUUUUCUCGAGGAUUCUACAGAAUUCUCCCAUAAAUUAACAAACGCAUAUAACAAUUAUAUUAUUCCUUGCAAUCUUUUGGAUUUGUCAUUACAGAGUUUCAAGGUUUGGUCAAAUAACGAGAAUUUAUAUCUAUCAAUUUACCAAAAUUUAGAAUCAUUAAUUAUUGCCCAGCUUAAUGAUUAUUUCAGCAAGUGCGACAACUUCAACGAUUUUAUAUCGGUAUUUAGUAAAUUCAAAAUAUCGACUGCAAUUUCAAAUCACUUGUUGCAUCUAAUUAACGACGAAUUCAAAUUGAAAAUAUUAUCAAAAGCAAAUCUGGAGAUUGAGAGCUUGAUUAAUUUGAAUGUCAAUCAAAGCAGCAGGUUGGUCGAUACUAUAAAUAAAAGUAUUAUUAAUGGUAGUCAUAAUCACGAUUCUUCUGUUGUUGCACAAAUAACCUGGAAUAUUAGUUUGUCGAAUAAACUAAAUUCCUAUUUGUUAAUAUUGCAUAGUUUACUUGGCUCUAACUGGAAUCAAUAUUCGAUUGGAAAUGAAAUAUAUUCCAAGAUAAAUAAAUUGAUCGAGCGUUUAGACACGAAAGAUUUAUUUCAGAAUUGGAUGGAUGAAGUGACGAAAACAGAUAUCAACUAUUUACCAGGUUCAAUUUUAAAGAUCACACCAACUCCAAAACUUGACAUCAAUGUAAAUUUUGAUUUCAAAUUAAUCGAAUUAUCUGAGCAACUGAAGCAAUUAACUAAUUUAGGGUUUGAUGUUCCUAUUAAUUUACUAAUUCAAUUUCAGAAAAUAGAUAAGGUGUAUUCUUUUCUUCGUGGAUUGAUUGAGCAUAUAAAUAUUUUGAAAAAGAUUGUAAAAUUUGAUUUACUAGAAACAGCGUUUGGACAGAAGUUUGGAUUCUUAGUUGAGAAUCAAAAAUUGAAGAUUCUAAACAUGCUCCCCCAAAUUGUUGAAAUUAAUUGGAUCCACUUAUCUCAAGCCUUUGACUUACAGCAUAUACCUAACGACAAUACCCUUAAUGGAUCGGAAAACUUGAUAGAAAUUGUUUCCUUAAAUAAUCUAACUACAUUUCAAAAUGAUAUUUACAAAUUUUACAUCCAGGUUAAUAGCCUUGAAAGACUAUAUGAUUUUAUCUAUCAUGAUAUUUAUUCUGAAUUGGAACAAUGCGAUUACGAUUUUAAAGUGAUCAACGAGCUUAUUAAAUCAAUACAAUCUGAAGUCGUUAAGCUCUCUUUUGAUAACUUCACUGAAAUAGGCCUUUUAUGCAAUUUGAUAAAUGAGGAUUUGUUGAAUAUUCUAGUUAAAAAAUGUGAAAAGCAAUUAACAUUAUUGAGCGCCGACUUAAAUGGUAUUGAGCAAGGAGAAAAUAUUCCGUUAUUUGAAAAGUUUGAUCACUCUAUUUUAUUGAAAGACCAAUCCUUUUUAGUAUCACCACCCCUAGAGCAGACCAAACAACUCUUAUAUAAGAAAGCAAACCAAACGCUUUCAGUGAUAGAAACACAAGCUAUUGUACAAUUACAAAAUAAUGGUGAAAUUAAAUUCUCCUGUUUGAGUUUUUCAAAUGAAAUCCUCACGUCUGCUGUUUCUAAAUUUAUUGUUGUCAUUGAUGAUUUAUACAAGGAGUCAGAAAUAUACUUUCAGAAGUGGAUCACUUUACAAAAUAUUUGGGAAUUGAAUUUGAAUUCGAAUGAAGACUUAACAAAGUUAGUACCCAAUUUUAAAGAUCUUAAUUGUUGGCUAGAUGCAACUGACAAAGUUCUUAGACUAAGACAGAUUUUUGAUAAUUCAGAUAAAUUUGCAAAAGUUGGCAAUAAAAUCUAUAUUGAUUUUACAAAAGUUCAAUCCAGAGUUAAUUUAAAGUUUGACGCUUUUCAAAAUGAACUAAUGAAGAAGUUUGGUGAUUUCUACCAGGAAAGGCUAAUGAAGCAAAAUACUGAAUUUAUUGAUGCAAAAAAAGUAUUAGAAGGAAGUCUUAGCUUCCAAGAAAGUUUCGAAAAAACGAUUAUUCAUAUUGAUCAAUUUUUAAAAUUCAAGAGUAAUUUGACUUUCUGGCAAGAUCAAUUGUCUAUUUUAUACAAGGGCCAAAAACUACUUAUCAAGCAAAGAUUUAAAUUUUUAAAGAACUGGAUAUAUGUUGAACAACUUGAGAAUAAUUUUGCGAUUGUCUCAAAUUUGAUUGAUAAAAAGCAACGAAGAAUCACAGAUAACUACGAAAUAAUUGAAUCAAAGUUGAUAUCUGAGUCAAUAAGAUUAAAUGAUCACGUAGGAGUAAUAUUUAAUGAUUGGUCUAAGAAGAAACCAAUUGGUGGAAGUCUAAAUCCUUCUCUUGCAAUCAAUACUUUGAAUAAUUUUGAAGAAUCUUGCGUUUCGUUAAUAUCAAAAAUUAAUACAGUUAGGGCUGUUGGUGAUGGUUUGAGCAUUCCACUUAAGAGCAUUGAAGAAUUGACUGGUGUUUUGGGAGAAGCGAAAGACCUCAAGUCGGUUUGGUCCUCAAUCAAUACAUUAUGGGAGACUCUUAACAGAAUAAAUUCUACAAAGUGGAAAGAUAUUCAACCACGUAAUUUACAUCGUCAAUUAGAUGAGUUAUUAAGCAACUCAAGAACACUACCGUCAAAAAUACGUCAAUAUUCGGCAUUUGAUGAAAUACAAAAUACCAUUAAAUCAUAUUUGAAGAAUUUUUCGUUUAUCAACAAUUUAAAAGCAGAUUCUAUGAAGUCCCGUCAUUGGGAUAUGAUAUUGAAUAAAUUAGGGUUUUCUGAUUUAUCUUACGAUAUUUUGACAGUUGGAAAUAUUUGGAGUUUGAAUUUCGUUGUCAAUGAACAAGUCAUCAAAUCUGUUUUGAAGCAGGCUAAUAACGAACAAACUAUUGAAGACAAUAUAAAGAAGAUAAAAUCUGAUUGGUCCAUGCUUUCCUUUGAAAUGUUCAAUUAUAAUAAUAAAAGCAGAUUGAUUAGGAAUUGGGAUACCCUAUUUGACCAAUGUAAUGGUGACAUCAAUUCGUUGUCUAGUAUGAGAAACUCACCAUAUUACAGUAAUUUUGAGCAAGAGAUAAUUGGUCUAGAAGAUACCUUGAAUAAAUUAUCUGUUCUAUUAGAUACGUGGAUUGACGUUCAACGUCAAUGGGUGUAUUUAGAUGGUGUUUUUAGUAACGAAAACAAUGAUAUUAGGAACGUCUUACCUAUUGAGUUCACAAGAUUCGGAAAUAUAACAUUUCAGUUUUUCAACAUAUUGAAAAUAAUUUAUAAAUAUUCUUUAGUAAUUGAAGUAUUGUCUAUCCCAGAUAUCCAGUCCAUAAUGGAAAAAGCUUUAGAUGGAUUGAUUAAAGUCAGAAAAUCUUUGACCGAAUAUCUCGAAAAGCAAAGGGAAUUAUUUCCUAGAUUUUACUUUAUUGGAAAUGAAGACUUAUUAGAAAUAAUUGGAGGUUCAAUUGAUAUAGUUAAUAAGCAUUUAAAGAAGAUGUUUAUUGGAAUAUCCCAUGUUGAUUACGAUGAAGGUUCUUGUCUAAUAAUUGCUAUCAAUAGUGAGCAAGGUGAAAAGGUUAAAUUAUCUAACCCAGUUUCACUUAUUAAAUUUCCUCGAAUUAAUGAAUGGUUGAAAGAGCUUGAAUUAGAGGUACGGCUCACUUUGUCUAAUUUAACCAAAAAUACUCUUGCAGAAUUUAAAGUCUUUUAUGAAAGCUUUGAUAACCUAGGGGAAAUGAAACUAUUCGAUUUAAUUGAUCCAAUUCCUGCCCAAAUAUGCACGAUAGCAUGCCAGAUUCUUUUUACAGAGUAUACUAGAACAGCCGUUGCUGCUAAAGAGUUGCUGAUUUGUUUCGAUAAUUGCUGCAAAGUAAUACAAAAAUUGACGCUGCAUAUAUCUUCGAAUCUUGCAGUUAUUCAGAGGUUGAAGAUAGAACAUUUGAUCAUUGAAUUUAUACAUCAGAGAGAUAUUAUCACAUCACUAAUUAAUUCGAAGUCUCAUUCUGAGUCUUUAUUUAUAUGGAAUACUCAACAAUUGUUUUAUUAUGAUUUAAAAUCAAAUGAUCUAUUAAAUAAUUUGAAAGUAAAGCAGUCGAAUACUGAAUUUACGUAUGGAUUUGAAUAUUUAGGACUUCCUGAAAAGUUAGCAUAUACACCUUUAGUCGAUAAAUGUUUCUUAUCUAUGACUCAAGCGUUAGAUCAAAAACUUGGAGGUUCUCCAUUUGGUCCAGCAGGGACAGGUAAAACUGAAACAGUUAAAGCACUUGGGAAUAAUUUGGGGAAGAUGGUUUUAGUAUUUUGCUGUGACGAAUCCUUCGACUUUCAGUCCAUGGGGCGUAUUUUCUUGGGUCUUUGCAAGGUAGGAUGUUGGGGUUGUUUUGAUGAAUUUAAUAGAUUAGACGAGCAUAACUUGAGUGCUGUUUCUUCACAGAUUGAAAAUAUUGAGUUGGGAUUAAGCAACCCAAAUGACUUAAUUGAAAUUUCAGGUAAAAAGAUUAAUAUCAAUCCUGAAACAGGCAUUUUUGUCACAAUGAAUCCUGGAUAUGUUGGUAGAUCUGAAUUGCCUGAAAACUUAAAAAAAUUGUUUAGAAGCUUUUCAAUGGAGAAACCGGAUCUAGAAAUCAUCGUGGAAGUAUUGCUUACUUCACAAAGUUUUAUUUAUUCUAAGAAGUUGGCGUCUAUUAUUGUUCCAUUUUUUUCAGAACUUUCAAAAUUAUCAUCUAACCAGUCUCAUUAUGAUUUUGGUCUCAGAGCUUUGAAAAAUACAUUAGUUAAAUGUGGUUUAAUUAAACGCUCAUUAGAUGAUAAUCUCAGUAAUGAUGAAGGCUUUGAGAAUAAGCUAAUUUUACAAAGCAUAAAAGAAACAAUAACUCCUAAAUUAAUUAAGCAAGAUGAAUUAAUUUUAAAUGAUUUGCAAGAUAAAUACUUUCCAAGUGUUAUUUAUGAUACACAUGAUAACUCCAAAUUUAUAGCUCAACUUCACAAAUAUGGAAAGGAAAAUGGGUUAGUAAUAUCAGAAAAUUUUAUAACAAAAGCAUUGCAAUUGUAUCAAAUUCAAAAUAGUCAUCAUGGUAUCAUGCUAGUUGGAGAUUCGGGUUCAAGUAAAUCUACAAUUUGGAAACUGGUUUUGAAAUCCAUGUCAGAGAUAGAAAAUGUCGAUAACCUGUCGUUCAUUAUUGAUUGCAAAGUUAUGUCCAAAGAAAGUAUCUAUGGUUCCUUAGAUUUGGUAACUCGCGAUUGGACUGAUGGUUUAUUUACAAGUAUCCUAAGAAAAAUUAAAAACAAUUUAAGAGGUGAAUUAUCUAAAUAUAUUUGGAUUGUGUUUGAUGGUGAUAUUGAUCCAGAAUGGGUUGAAAACCUUAAUAGUGUUUUAGAUGAUAAUAGGAUCUUAACGUUGCCAAAUGGUGAACGUCUCCCAUUACCCCAAAAUUUGAGAAUAGUCUUUGAAGUCGACAACUUAAAAUACACAACACCUGCAACCAUUAGUAGAUGUGGUAUGGUUUGGUUUGACUCAUCGUUAGUUUCAACCGAUAUGUUAUUUAAAAAGUUAUUAUUUGAAUUGUCUUCAACUCCAAUCCAAAUUAUAGAUGAUAUAAUGACCGACAAUGAGAAUGUUAAUCCAAUAUACAAUCAAUUGAUUGAUCAGAUUGUUCAUAUUAUAGAUUACAACGAUUUGAAUGUAAUCAUAAAUGAAUCUGAAAAACUCAAUCAUAUUAUGAAUUUCACAAUUAAUAGAUCGUUGGAAACUUUCUUCACAUUGCUUAAAUCAUAUUGUCGCCGUUUCAUUAUCUACUCGUUGAAGAACAAGGAUAUCCCGGUAGAUAAUUCGAGCAAAUAUAUCGUGAAAGCCAUUGUAUUGUCAUUUAUAUGGGCUUUUGCUGGUGAUUCGCCACACGAAGAGAGGGAAGGAUUUAGCAAGAUAGUAAUGCGUUUAAGUUCAUUUGGCGAACUACACAGAAUUGAAGAUAAACAAGGAGUUGAUAACUAUCUCGAUUAUGAUAUAACUCUUCCAGAAUGUGAAUGGCAAAAUUGGAAUACCAAAGUUCAAAAUAUAGACCUCGAGCCACAGCAUGUUACUAAUCCAAGUACCGUCAUUCCAACGUUGGAUACUAUUAGGCAUGAGAAUUUGAUAUACUCUAUUUUGAAUGAACAUAAAUCCUUAUUACUAUGCGGUCCACCAGGCUCCGGUAAGACAAUGACCUUGUUAGAAGCUUUGAGAAAAUCACCGAAUUUAGAUGUCCUAUCACUUAACUUUUCAAAGGAUCUGACACCUCAGUCUCUCAUGAAGUCAUUAGAGCAUUAUUGUUAUUACAAAAAGACUAACACUGGUGCUAUUCUUACCCCCAAAAUCAAUGGCAAAUGGGUUGUAGUUUUCUGUGACGAGAUCAAUUUGCCAGGAUUUGACAAGUAUGGUACACAAAGGGUUAUCUCCUUAAUACGUCAAAUGAUUGAACAUAAAGGUUUUUGGAAUACCAAGGAAAAUCAAUGGGUUAAAUUAAAAAAUAUCCAAUUUGUUGGUGCUUGUAAUUCGCCUAAUGAUCCAGGUCGUAAUAAGCUAUCUGAUCGUUUCUUACGACAUGUAUCCUUAAUAAUGGUUGAUUAUCCUGGAAAAGAUUCUUUAUAUCAAAUUUAUCAUACAUUUAAUCUAGCUAUUAUAAAAUGUGCACCUAACCUUAGAGGAUAUACAACAUCCCUUACAGAUGCUAUGAUUGAAGUAUAUUUGCAGACAAAGCAAAAGAUGACACCUGCUUUACAAGACCAUUAUAUUUACUCUCCCCGUGAAUUAACUCGAUGGUGCAAGGGCAUACUUGAAGCAUUGAAAGUAUCAGAAUAUUCAAACUUGCAGGAUUUAGUCCGAUUAUGGUACCAUGAAGGGUUGAGGCUUUUUUAUGAUAGGCUUGUAUGCGACUCGGAUAGGGUUUGGACAAAAGAAUUUUUCAGAAGUGUUGUGUUAAUGCAAUUCCCUAAUGUGGAUAUUCAAUCCACACUAAAGGAACCUGUCCUUUAUUCAAGUUGGUUAACAGGAGUGUAUGAGUCCAAUAAUGAACAUGAACUUAGGUCAUUUCUUACAGAAAGACUUCGAGUUUUCAGCGAGGAAGAAAUUGAAGUCGAUCUAGUAUUAUAUGAAGAUCUAUUAGAUCAUUCGCUAAGAAUAGAUCGAGUAUUAAAACAACCGCAAGGCCACAUGAUAUUGGUGGGACCCUGCACUAGUGGUAAAACGACACUCACGAAUUUUGUUGCAUGGGUAAACGGUCUAAAAGUCAUUCAGCUAAAUGUGAGCAAAAAUUAUAGUUUGCUUGAUUUUGAUGCAACUUUAAGACACAUCCUCUUAAGAUGUGCAACAGGAGAGAAGAUAUGUUUUAUUAUUGAUGAAUCAAGUAUUCUAGAAACGUCUUUUGUUGAACGUAUGAAUACCUUACUUGCCAAUGCAGAAAUACCUGGUUUAUUUGAAGGAGAUGAAUUCAAUAAUUUAAUGAAUUUGUGUUCCGAACAGGCACAUUCACAAAGUUUGCUAUUGGAUUCGAAUGAAGAACUUUAUGAUUGGUUCACCAAGCAGAUUUCUGAAAAUUUACAUGUUAUAUUCACACUUAAUGAAAUGAAAAAUGUAAACAGACCUCAGGUUGUUUCUUCGCCAGCAUUGUUCAAUAGAUGUGUCCUAAGCUGGAUGGGUGAUUGGUCGAAUAUAUCAUUACGUGAUAUAGUAUCGACAUUAAUUGAUCCAGUUCCUCUUGAUAUUUCAAGUUAUGUUGUACCUGAUUCUUUUGAACUGUUUGGGUCUUCGAAAAUUUUGGGAUUUAGGGAUGUGAUUAUUGAUACGCUUAUUUAUUUCCAUCGUCUUGAGAUUGACUAUGAAGCAAAGUUUCCUUUGAAGAAUCCUCCUAGCAGAAUUAUGUCUUUCGUUACAGAAUUCAUUAACAUUUUUAACGAAAAGCAAUUUAACUUAGAGGAAACCCAACGACACAUUACAAAUGGCUUAGACAAAUUAAGAGAGACAGUAUUGCAAGUGAAUGAUUUAAAACGAAAUCUCUCGGAAAAGAAAAACUAUUUGACAAUUAAAGAUAAAGAAGCAAAAGCAAUGCUAAGCAAAAUGCUCACAGAACAGAACGAGGCAGAACGCAAACAAGAAUUUUCAGUGGCAACUCAGGAGGAGCUUGCUAAACAAGAAAUUGAAAUAGAAAGACGUAAGGUGAAAGUGACAAAAGAUUUAGAACUUGCAGAACCGGCUGUUCUAGAGGCUCAAAGGGGUGUUCAGAAUAUAAAGAAACAACAUCUUACUGAAAUUAGAAGUAUGUCUAACCCUCCUGCAGCUGUCAAGAUGACAAUGGAAUCUGUUUGUAUUUUGAUUGGUUAUGAGGUAUCAAGUUGGAGAGAUGUUCAAUUAAUUGUGCGUCGUGACGAUUUUAUCUCAAACAUAGUAGCUUACGAUAAUGAACUGCAAUUGACCCCCAAUAUUAGAGAAUAUAUGGAAAAAACAUAUCUAUCUAGAAGUGAUUACAAUUUUGAUGCUGUUAAUAGAGCAAGUAAAGCAUGUGGCCCAUUGUUACAGUGGAUUCAAGCACAACUUACUUACUCUACUAUAUUAGAAAAGAUUGGGCCACUUAGAGAGGAAGUUCAUCUUUUGGAGCGUCAAAAGAAAAAAACGAAAGCUCAAUUGAUAGCAAUUGAUGAAAUGAUUCACGAAUUGGAAUCAAGCAUUGAUCAGUAUAAGGAAAACUAUAGCUCCUUAAUUAGAGAAGCAGAAAAUAUCAAAUCUGAAAUGAAGGUUGUAGAGUCAAGAGUCAAUCGAAGCUUGAAGUUGGUUGAUGAUUUGACUGCAGAAAGAGAAAGAUGGAAAUUAAGCAUUAAUAAGUUCGGCGAUCAAAGGGAACGUUUGGUUGGAAAUGGCAUUUUAACGGCAGCCUUUUUAGUCUACGCUGGUGCUUUCGAUCAAAAGGGCCGGAGUAUUCUUAUGAAAGAAUGGACAGAUAGAUUAAGAUCUUGUGGUAUUAGUUUUGACGAAGGUAUCUCAGUUACGGGAUACUUAACCGGAGGAGAUGAAAUGUUAAUCUGGGAACAAAAUGGUUUACCUAAUGAUGAUUUAAAUAUAGAAAACUUUACAAUAAUGAAAAGGUCGAAAAUACCUAUAAUUAUUGAUCCACCGUCAAAGAUACCGGCAAUACUAUCGAAAUCGUAUAAGCCAAAGAAAUUACGUAUUACUAGUUUCCUAAAUGAUGGAUUUGUGAAGCAAGUUGAAAAUGAAAUAAGGUUUGGAGGAACUUUAUUAAUCCAAGAUGCGGAAUAUUAUGAUCCAGUUCUUGAUCCAGUUUUGAGACACGAGAUUUAUAGAAAUGGCGGUCGUACGAUGAUAAAACUUGGGAAUCAAGAAAUAGAUUUUUCACCCGAAUUCAAGCUAAUCUUACAUACAAGAGACUCACUGAUUGUGAUGUCGCCAUUCGUUACUGCAAGAACAUCUAUAGUUAAUUUCACUGUUACAACAGGCAGCCUUGAGAACUUAAUUCUCAACACCACAUUACAGAAUAAAAGACCAGACAUAGAGGCUAAGAGGCUCGAGCUGGUUUCCUUACAAGGUCGAUACUUAGUUCGUUUGCACGAGCUUGAGGAACAACUCUUGAAUUCAUUGAGCGACUCUAGUGGAAAUAUCCUUGAUAAUGAUAAAGUUAUUGAGACAUUGGAAGUAUUGAAGGCAGAGGCUAGUGAUAUAGAUGUUAAAAUCAGCGAAUCAAGUAACGUCAUGAGGUUAGUGGAAAGCGAACGAAACAAAUAUUACGAUAUUGCAAAACAUUCAUCAGCAAUUUUUAGAAUCUUCAAGCAAAUGAGUAGACUAAACAAGUUAUACCAUUUUUCACUUGAUGCGUAUAUUUCAACUUUUUCUUAUGUCUUAGAAGGGAAUCCGAAUGAAAUUGAAGUCUCUUCUUUUAUUAAAGAAUUGUACAGAGAAUCAUAUUCUAGAAUUGCACCAUCAUUAAAACAUUUGGAUAAGCUAGUAUUUGCUAUCGCUUUGAGUGCUAGCUUUUAUGCUUUAGAAAUUGGAAACCAAUUCAAAACCGCAUUUCUUGAAAUUUUGAAAUCUGUUGGAGGUGGUGAAUACGUGGAAUCAUUGAAUAUUAUUUUCGAUUCUAUGUUGGUAUCCUACGAGAAGAUUGAUUGUUUGACGAAUACAACAAUAGAUCGUAUCAUUUCUGUAAACAGUGAAAAUGAUUCGUUAAGCAUUUUGUCUAAUAUUAUUAGAUCAUUAAUAAUCUCCAAUAACGAUAAACGAGAUUCAUUCUUGGAUUCCUUCAACAAUUUGGCUUCAUUUUUGUUUACAGGUAUUGGCCCUAAUAGCUCUAAAUAUGAUUUGAAAGACUGGGUAUCAACUCCAGUCAAACAUGAUGGACCAUUAAUUUUGGCCUCGCUUGAAACGUAUGAUGCAACCUACAAAGUCGAACAAUUGGCGCAUCGUAUGAAUAAGAAAUUAAUAAUUGUAUCAAUGGGAUCAAAAGAAGGUAUUGAAAUAGCGAAUAACGAGAUCGGUAUUGCUGCUAAGAAUGGAUUCUGGAUAUUGAUUCAAAAUGUCCAAAUGUCACCAACAUGGCUAAGUUACCUAGAUAAAAGAUUAGAAUCUUUAUCAGCACAUGAAAACUUUAGAAUAUUCUUGAGUUGUAAUUUGUCGUCGGAUAUUCCAGCUGCAAUGAUUAAUAAAUCUAAAAUACUCAUAUUCGAAAAUGAGCCAGGAUUAAAGAGUAUAGUAAAUGAAACUUACAAUUCGAUACAACAUGAAGUUCUCGCUAAAAAUACGAGUGAAUACAAUCACAUAUGCUUUUUGUUAUCUUGGUUCCAUUCUAUCCUUCAAGAAAGAUCGAGAUAUGCACCUAUGUCAUUUGCGAAGAAGUACGAUAUAAAUGAUUCAGAUUUUGCUUCUGGUCUUCACUACCUUGGGAAGAAUUAA
This is a messenger RNA of Debaryomyces fabryi, 12099 nucleotides long. RefSeq names its product dynein heavy chain (gene DYN1). NCBI's taxonomy places the organism in Eukaryota, Fungi, Ascomycota, Pichiomycetes, Serinales, Debaryomycetaceae. Gene Ontology annotation, cellular component: dynein complex. The transcript is spliced from 3 exons. Gene Ontology annotation, biological process: microtubule-based movement. Bases 1 to 12099 code for a protein of 4032 amino acids. Gene Ontology annotation, molecular function: dynein intermediate chain binding; minus-end-directed microtubule motor activity; ATP binding. The record is from RefSeq and is a predicted model, not a curated record.